This is a messenger RNA of Cydia splendana, 954 nucleotides long. RefSeq lists its product as uncharacterized. The transcript has a single exon. The record is from RefSeq and is a predicted model, not a curated record. The coding region runs from base 1 to 954 and encodes 317 amino acids. Lineage: Eukaryota; Metazoa; Arthropoda; Insecta; Lepidoptera; Tortricidae.
AUGACAUCGGACAGUGAUGAUCAAGAUAAAAAAAAUGUUGAGUCCGAACUAGCAGCAAUAAGACAACGAAAAGAACAAGAGGAAUUUCACCAAUCAUGUCUUGCAAAUACUCUGAGAUUAAUAGAAAAUAAACCAAGGUUUUAUAUUGGCAUGCCAAAAGAAAGUUAUUAUUUACUAGGCAUUAUAAAUAAACACACUAGUAUUCCUGUUGAAAAUAUAUUGCUGUGUCUAAAAAAAAUAAGAUUGGACACUAAACUUGUUGAACUUGCUGAUCAGUUUGGCAUGUCAGUUUCUAAUGCUAGCAAAAUCUUUAGCAAAAAUGUGCCAAGCAUUGCAAAGGCUUUACAUUGUUUUAUUAUAAAAUCUAACAAGCAAGCCAUAGAACAGAACUUACCUAUGGCUUUUAGGCAUAAAUACAGAAACAUUAAUUGCAUAAUAGACUGCCUGGAAAUUGAAAUUCAAAAGCCAUUAAAUUCUCUCAACCAGGCUCUAACAUGGUCUAAUUAUAAAAAGGCCAAUACAAUAAAAUACCUUAUAAGUAGCACACCUGAUGGUAUUAUUAACUACAUAUCUCCUGGCUAUGGUGGCAGGAUCACCGAUGUAUGUUUGGUAGAAAACUGCGAAUUUCUAGAUAAUUUGGAACCUGGUGCUAUUGUUCUAGCUGAUAGAGGAUUCAAGCAUAUUGAGCAACUGUUAUUACAAAGGGGAUUUAGUUUAGUGAGACCUCCUAGUGCAUCAGCUAAGUGCAGAUUAACCAAACUUGAAGCACGAAAAACGAAGCAGAUUGCAAGUUUACGGAUACACAUAGAAAGAGUAAUCAGACGACUAAGGGAGUUCUCGAUGCUUAAACCCCAUUCAGUUGUCAAUACUAAUUCAGUUAAGUUCUUGGACGAUUGUGUUAUUAUUGCAUGUGCCUUAAUUAAUUUGCAAGAUUCCUUAAUUAGAAACAUAUAA